GUGACUCUAGAGUCCGUGUUUGUAACCACUGUGCUGAGCUGCCCCUCUCCCUGGGCUUGUCGUCUUUGACUCUGCCUUCCCUGAAGGGUGACUUUCCCUGGCCAUGUCCCUCCGGUGGGGGGUGGUGCGUCACUGGCAGACGCCACAACGACUUCACCUCCUUGUGUUCCAGGCAGCCAGUGAAGGUCGUGUACUCCUCCAAGGAUCCUGCCCAGCUGAGAGAGAGUUCCAAGGUGGAUGCGAAUGAGGAGGUGGAGGCUUUGAUUGUCAAGUCCCCACACAAGGACUGGAACCCCUCCCUGUUUAAGGUGUUAUACAAGACCUUUGGGCCCUACUUCCUCAUGAGCUUCUUCUUUAAGGCCAUCCACGACCUGAUGAUGUUUUCCGGGCCGGAGAUCUUAAAGUUGCUCAUCAACUUCGUGAAUGACAAGAAGGCCCCAGACUGGCAGGGCUACUUCUACACCGCGCUGCUGUUCAUCGCUGCCUGCCUGCAGACCCUGGUGCUGCACCAGUACUUCCACAUCUGCUUCGUCAGCGGCAUGAGGAUCAAGACCGCCGUCAUUGGGGCAGUCUAUCGGAAGGUAGGGGGCGCUGUGCCAUUGGCAUGUGGCCCGACUUUGACAUCCCCUCCUGCAGCCCUGGGUUACUCUGGGACCAGCGUGGAGAUUUCCAGCCCAGCUUCUGGAGCAGUAGGAUGAAGGUAGCUUCUGUGGCCUUAGGUGGCAUGGACACUGGGUAUCAGGCAUUGUAUGUUAGUAAAGCUGAUUUCAAGGGUUGGCGUGUAGAUGUUCUUGUGUAUCAGCUGUAGGUAAUUGAGUUUCUUAGAUGG
Piliocolobus tephrosceles (Ugandan red Colobus) is the source of this 829-nucleotide messenger RNA. Its product is annotated as multidrug resistance-associated protein 1-like. Gene Ontology annotation, biological process: transmembrane transport. Bases 342 to 698 code for a protein of 118 amino acids. Gene Ontology annotation, molecular function: ATP binding; ABC-type transporter activity. The transcript has 2 exons. Gene Ontology annotation, cellular component: membrane. The record is from RefSeq and is a predicted model, not a curated record. NCBI's taxonomy places the organism in Eukaryota, Metazoa, Chordata, Mammalia, Primates, Cercopithecidae.